Suillus subaureus is the source of this 2037-nucleotide messenger RNA. RefSeq lists its product as uncharacterized. The coding region runs from base 1 to 2037 and encodes 678 amino acids. NCBI's taxonomy places the organism in Eukaryota, Fungi, Basidiomycota, Agaricomycetes, Boletales, Suillaceae. The record is from RefSeq and is a predicted model, not a curated record. The transcript has 8 exons.
AUGGCAUUGUCGUCAAGUGCUAUGAUGGGGUAUACCGCAGAGUAUUUCCUAGGAUAUUUACCUAUUCUGCAGACUACCCAGAAAAAUGCCGCCAACAGAGUUCUUAUUGCAACCAUUCGUGAUAAGGGAAUUUGCCCAUGCCCACGAUGUCUCCUCACAAAAUCAUAUUUUUGGCACAUUGGGCUCAUCGCUGAUAUGUCAGCAAGAGUUUUAAGAGUACAACAAUAUCUUGGAGACAAAAUCACCAUUGCAUGUGAUGCCAUCUACAACUUAGGCCUCCCUAUCAAAGGUGCUGCUGUAGAGUGUCUUCUAAAAGAGUUCUCCCUUGUUCCUACCUUUAAUGCCUUUGCGGAUCGGCUAGGCUUCCUUGGUUUUAAUUUUUUCCCAAUGCUCAUUGUCGACCUUUUACAUGAGUUCAAACUGGGCGUAUUCAAGUCCAUUUUUAAGCAUCUCAUCAGGCUCCUUUAUGCCAUAAAUCCCGAAACAAUAACUGUCCUGAAUGAAUGCUUCCGCUCAAUCCUUUCCUUUGGCAGGGGUGCAAUUCAGCAUUUUCCAUCCAGUGUGUCAGAUGUGCGGCAUAGUGCUGCAUGGCACUUCGAGGACAUUUUACAGUGCACAAUCCCUGCAUUCAAAGGGUUAUUCCCUGCACAGCAUGACAAUGUUGUCUGUCUUCUUCUUUUUCAACUGGCUGAAUGGCAUGCCUUGGCCAAGCUUCAGCUUCACACGGAUGAUUCGCUAGCUCGACUCGAUCAGGCACUGGAAGGUUUAGGAAAGCAACUUCGAAAAUUCCAGCAGUUUACAUGCUUGGCUUUUCAGACUGUAGAACUUCCACAUGAAGUUGCUGCACAUCAGAGGAGGCAUGAAGCUAAUCUAAAGUCCACCAAUGGGGGAACAAGAUCAUUGGGUGCUCAUCCCAGGACUUUCAAUCUCUCAACGUACAAAUUGCAUGCGCUUGGUGAUUACGUGGGCUCCAUUAGACUAUUUGGAACAACAGAUUCAUAUAUGACUCAGAUUGGCGAGCUUUCCCACUGUCUCAUAAAAAUGCUGUAUCAAAAUACAAAUAAGCAAGAUGUCUCGAAGCAACUUGCUAAACAGGAAAGAAGAUGUACUCGCAUCCACCGGCAGCGGCAAUCUACAGCCCCCCUCCAGGAUAUACAUACCAGUGACCUACUGAUCGAGGCUCACCACUUUAUGUCCAAUACAUCCAACUUCCUGAAUCUAGCCCAUUACCUGAGUGAACACGAGGGUGAUCCAGCUAUCAAGGUCUCCCAAGCCAAGUGCCUCCAAAUCAACUACACGAUCUAUGAUGUCCAUCGUGAUCAAGAUACCCUGAAACCAGGGUAUGGUGGUGUUGUAAUGACUUUGUCGAGAGAACAUGAUGGUGACACUCAUCCAUUUUGGUAUGCCCAAGUUUUAGGUGCUUUUACCAUACAGGUGCUCCAUGUUGGCCCUGAUGUUCAUAAUCACUCACCUCAGUCCAUGGAAUUCUUGUGGGUUCGAUGGUUUGGUGUAGUCCCAUGUUACCACUGGAGCAUCAGGGAGGGUCAUCUUCCGAAAGUUGGAUUCAUACCGGACUCACCCUCUGCAUUUGGUUUCCUUGAUCCCUCUGUUGUUCUUAGAGCCUGUCAUCUUAUCCCUGCUUUGCUGAUGGCUGCAUGGAUGCUCUUCUUUGGCAUGGCCCAACUGUUGUGCGACCAUUCGGAGAACCGCAUUCCCCCUCCCCCUCCUCCCCCUCCUCACCUUCUCGUCCCCCUCAUCCCCUCUUGUCACCCUCCCCCUCCUCCCUCCUCCUCCUCUUCUUCCUCCUCCCCCUCCUCACCUUCUCAUCCCCCUCCUCCCCCUCUUGUCACCCUCAUCCCCCUCUUGUCACCCUCCCCCUCCUCACCUUCUCGUCCCCCUCAUCCCCCUCUCAUCCCCCUCUCGUCACCCUCCCCCUCCUCCCUCCUCCUCUUCUUCUUCCUCCUCCCCCUCCUCACCUUCUCAUCCCCCUCAUCCCCCUCUCAUCCCCCUCUUGUCACCCUCCCCCUCCUCUGUUAA